Molecule: messenger RNA, 1032 nt
Organism: Saccharomyces paradoxus
Lineage: Eukaryota; Fungi; Ascomycota; Saccharomycetes; Saccharomycetales; Saccharomycetaceae
Gene: PRY2
Product: sterol-binding protein
Exons: 1
Coding region: 1-1032 (343 amino acids)
Cellular component (GO): extracellular region
Source: RefSeq, a predicted model, not a curated record
AUGAAAUUUUCUAAGGUCUCACUACUGGUCGCAUCUGCAUCUGUCGCUUUAUCUGCUCCAGUUGCUGUAACUGUCACACAACAUGUCCAUCAAGCUGCUACUGUAGUGGUACAAGGUAUAGUUCGUGUGGAAAACGGUCAAACUCUAACAACAUUCAUUACCAAGGGCACUCAAACCGCUUCAGCCGCUAGUGCCACUGCUACCUUAUCAGCUCCUAUUGUGGUCGCUAAUGCUGAAGUGGACAGCAUAGCUACUUCCGUUAUCCAAGAAAGCGCUGUGGUGGCACAAUCUGCAACAUCUGAAGCUUUCUCUACCGCAACUACAAUCACACAAGCGGUAGAAACUUCUGAAAGUACCACACAGGAAUCCAGCGAGAAUGAUGUAACCACAUCUUUAACAUCUUCAGUACAACCUACCAGCACAGCCACUCCAACAACUACUACUGCCAGCCCAACCACAGCUAGCCCAACCACUGCCAGCCCAACCACAGCUAGCCCAACCACAGCUAGCCCAACCACUGCCAGCCCAACCACAGCUAGCCCAACCACAGCUAGCCCAACCACAGCUACCACUACUCAAUCCACCGCCUCAACUACCCAAUCCUCGAGCUCUGAUUUCUCAACGUCGAUGGUUAACGAACACAACACCAAAAGGGCAUUGCACAAGGAUACCGGUUCUUUGACAUGGUCCGACACACUAGCCACAUAUGCACAAAACUAUGCUGACUCCUACGAUUGUUCAGGGAACUUAGUACAUUCCGGUGGUCCAUACGGUGAAAACUUGGCGCUGGGUUAUGGUACAACCGGCUCUGUUGAUGCCUGGUAUAACGAAAUUACCAGCUACGACUAUUCCAACCCUGGUUUUAGUGAAAGCGCAGGUCACUUCACCCAAGUCGUAUGGAAGGGAACUUCUGAAGUCGGUUGCGGUUUGAAAUCUUGCGGUGGCGAAUGGGGUGAUUACAUCAUUUGUUCCUACAAAGCCGCUGGUAAUGUCAUUGGUGACUUUGCCGAUAACGUUAUGCCAUUAGCUUAA